CCAUGUCUGAACUGUAACAACUCUCAGAGGAGCGUUUCUUGUCAGACGGCAACUCAGAGAAUAACAAGGUUGAAACAAUGGAAGACCUUUAUGUGGCAAACACAAUCUUUGCCCUCAAUUUAUUCAAGCAUCUGGUGCAAGUAAGCCCCACCGAGAACCUCUUCUUCUCUCCAUGGGGCAUUUCAUCCACCAUGGCCAUGGUCUACAUGGGCUCCAGGGGCAACACCGAAGACCAGAUGGCCAAGGUGUUUCAGUUUAACAAAGUCGGACUCCGUGAAGUCACCCCAGUGACCCCAGAGAACUUCACCGGUUGUGAAUUCAUGCAGCAGAUCCAGAAGGAGACUUAUCCUGAUGCUAUUUUGCAGGCACAAGCUGGAGAUAAAAUUCAUUCAUCCUUCCGCUCUCUCAGCUCUGCCAUCAAUGCGUCCACAGGGGGUUAUUUAUUGGAAAGUGCUAAUAAGCUGUUUGGAGAGAAGUCUGCAAGAUUCAAGGAAGAAUUCAUGCAACUCUGUAAGAAAUAUUACUCUGCAGAACCCCAGGCAGUUGACUUCCUAGAAUGCGCAGAAGCAGCCAGAAAAAAGAUUAAUUCCUGGGUGGAGACUGAAACCAAAGGUAAAAUCCCAAACCUGUUACCUGAGGGUUCUGUAGAUGCAGAGACCAGAAUGGUCCUGGUGAAUACUGUCUACUUCAAAGGAAAGUGGAAAACUCCAUUUGAGAAGAAACUGGAUGGGCUGUAUCCCUUCCGUGUGAACUCGACUCAGCGUAUACCUGUACAGAUGAUGGUCUUGCAUGAAAAGCUGAACAUUGGGUACAUAGAAGACCUGAAGACUCAGAUUCUAGAACUCCCAUAUGCUGGAGAUGUCAGCAUGUUCCUGUUGCUUCCAGAUGGGAUUGCUGAUGUGUCCACAGGCUUGGAGUUGCUGGAAAAUGAAAUAACCUAUGACAAACUCUACAAGUGGAUCAGCAAAGACACAAUGGUGGAAGACGAUGUUGAGGUGUACAUCCCCCGGUUCAAAUUAGAAGAGUAUUAUGAACUCAAACCCAUUCUGAGAAGCAUGGGCAUGGAUGACGCUUUCAGCAAGGGCCAGGCCAAUUUCUUAGGCAUGUCAGAGAGGAACGACCUGUUCCUUUCUGAAGUGUUCCACCAAGCCACUGUCGAUGUUAAUGAGGAGGGCACCGAGGCAGCUGCUGGCACUGGAGGUGUUAUGACAGGGAGAACUGGUCAUGGAGGCCCACAGUUUGUGGCAGAUCAUCCUUUUCUUUUCUUUAUCUUGCACAAAACAACCAAGAGCAUUUUAUUUUUUGGCAGAUUUUCCUUACCCAAAAAUUGAAAAGUUUUAUUUCUGCACAGGAUUUUGUAGCAUGAGCUAUAUGCCUCAGAACUGCUAUCUCAAGUGACAAAAAUUUAUAGACUUUUUCUACAUAUUUCUGUUCUUCUGAACAACUUCUGCUACACAAAAAAUAAAAACACAGAAAUGACUA
Messenger RNA from Lemur catta (Ring-tailed lemur), 1482 nucleotides. RefSeq names its product serpin family B member 2 (gene SERPINB2). The record is from RefSeq and is a predicted model, not a curated record. Gene Ontology annotation, biological process: negative regulation of apoptotic process; negative regulation of endopeptidase activity. Bases 78 to 1331 code for a protein of 417 amino acids. Gene Ontology annotation, molecular function: serine-type endopeptidase inhibitor activity. The transcript has 8 exons. Lineage: Eukaryota; Metazoa; Chordata; Mammalia; Primates; Lemuridae.